Molecule: messenger RNA, 761 nt
Organism: Leptidea sinapis
Lineage: Eukaryota; Metazoa; Arthropoda; Insecta; Lepidoptera; Pieridae
Gene: p24-1
Product: transmembrane emp24 domain-containing protein 3
Exons: 4
Coding region: 99-725 (208 amino acids)
Biological process (GO): Golgi organization; endoplasmic reticulum to Golgi vesicle-mediated transport; intracellular protein transport
Cellular component (GO): endoplasmic reticulum; COPII-coated ER to Golgi transport vesicle; endoplasmic reticulum-Golgi intermediate compartment
Source: RefSeq, a predicted model, not a curated record
AACUGUCAAAACAUGAUAUUAGUGAAGUCGCUAAUAUUUUGGGAAGAGUGAUAAUAUUGAAUAUUGAUGUCGUCUGCAGAUUUAAGCAUAUUAAAGAAAUGUUCCAUAAGCUUUUGAUAUUUACAGUGCUAGCCAUAUUCAUUGAUGGCAUACUAACUAAGAGUGUAGAAUUAACAUUUGAAUUGCCUGAUAGCGCCAUAGAAUGUUUCUAUCAAGAAAUAGAAAAAAAUAUAUCGGCUGCUUUAGAAUAUCAGGUAAUCACAGGAGGCCAGUAUGACGUAGAUGUUAAAGUAGAAGCGCCAAACAAACAAAUUCUAUAUCAACAGCAAAAGAUGCAAUAUGAUUCAUUUCAGUUCACAGCACAGCAUACUGGUGUAUAUAAGGUUUGCUUCAGUAAUGAGUUUAGUACAUUUUCACACAAGCUUGUAUACAUGGAACUAAAUGUUGGCCCUGAGACACCUCUACCUGGUGUUGGAGAUCAUGCAACAGUUUUAACACAACUUGAGGCAUCAGCUGAAGAAGUUCACUCUGCAUUGAAUAGAAUUAUUGAUCAUCAAACCCAUCACAGAUUGAGAGAGGCUCAGGGUCGUAAGAGGGCUGAAGAUUUAAAUGAGAGGGUGCUUUUGUGGUCUGUUGGGGAGACACUGGCAGUUGUUGUUGUCACAUUUGCACAAGUCAUGAUCUUGAAGAACUUCUUUAGUGAUCGACCCACAAUUUAUAAAUAGAGAAAAUUAAAUUUUAAUAGACUAUUUAUUAAUAUA